AAGUAUGACGCAAGUACAGCCACCUCUGAAUUGAACACUCCUGCGUCGAGAAGACUGCAAGUGCUAUCCUCCGUUAAUUGGCGCCUGUCGAUCGCCAAGUUAUCGUGCAUGCCUGCGGAUGCACCGCCCGUUCGUGUCGUUGUUCGUCUGCCAUAUAACAAGCCCGAGGAUCCACCCAGCGACCCCCCGCGAAUAGAAUGGACCCCGGAGAAAGCGGACAUUCUCUGGAAGGUGAUUGAACGGUCACGGACCACUGAUAAUGGAGGAACAGAUUGGAAAGGAUUAGCCUCUCAUCUCCAAGUGCCAUUGCCGUACCUCUUGUAUCGUGUACAUGCAAGAUUCCAAGAGGAGCUCAGAGGACUGCACAACAUACCUGGUGUCUUGAGUCCUUCCGCUAUCCAUGUCCCAGCCAAAGUAGUAGAAGAUUUUCCCUUCACGGAGCCGCCCUCCAUGGCUGCACGCGCGGCUAGCAGGUUGGCCAGCAGUUCUCGACUCUCUGGCUCUCCUGGACGUAAUUCGACACCGUUAGGGAUCCGUGCACGACUCAGCUCACUAGGCCAUAAUUCUCCUCGUCCGAAAAAAGCAUCUUCAUCGUCUACGCUCACAUUGCAGAGCACCGUGAAGCCUCAAGUCCCUGCUCGUCCUCCAUCGCUCUCGUCGUCAGAAAGCACAGACUCGGAGGACGAAUAUGUGCUCAAGGAAGAGGAAGCUGACCGGCAGGUGGAGGAGCAGGAAGCUCUCGAUAGAAAGCUCAAGGACCUGCAGAGAAUGAUGACCAACGACGCGUUGGGACUCGUCGGCACCGGAAAGAAGAACAGCCAUUCUAUCGACCGUGGCCGUGUGGGAAUGGUGUCGCCCAUGUCCGUCAGCAGCUUGCGACGUGACACGUAUUCGAAUCGGAGCGCUAGUCAGAGUCUGUCGAGUGCGAGUUCGCCACAGGGAUCAAUACCAGAUAUCCCUUCUCCGCCUUCCGAUUUCCAGCCGCAUUCUCCAAUCAGCCGACAUAUGUCGCCGAGCAAAUCAUCCAGUCCGCCUGCUCUGUCACCUCGCAGUGCGAUUGGGCAGCGUUACGGGCAUCUCGUUCGUCGUACCGCGAGCGAUGGGAGCAACGGUGGUUCGGAAGCUUCCAGUUUCAGUGAUAUCAGUGACGCAAGUUUGUCUACUUCUGCUUUAGAGAGCGCCUUACUUUCCAAUAUCCGCGGCACUGGGUCUCGGUUUUCUAACUUUGCUAUGAGUCGCUUUGGAGGUAGAAGCAAUGGUGUCCCGCACUAG
Messenger RNA from Guyanagaster necrorhizus, 1272 nucleotides. RefSeq lists its product as uncharacterized. Gene Ontology annotation, cellular component: phagophore assembly site. The record is from RefSeq and is a predicted model, not a curated record. The coding region runs from base 109 to 1272 and encodes 387 amino acids. Gene Ontology annotation, biological process: autophagosome assembly. Lineage: Eukaryota; Fungi; Basidiomycota; Agaricomycetes; Agaricales; Physalacriaceae. The transcript has 5 exons.